This is a messenger RNA of Aphis gossypii (cotton aphid), 1512 nucleotides long. RefSeq names its product low density lipoprotein receptor adapter protein 1-like. Lineage: Eukaryota; Metazoa; Arthropoda; Insecta; Hemiptera; Aphididae. The transcript is spliced from 8 exons. The coding region runs from base 507 to 1286 and encodes 259 amino acids. The record is from RefSeq and is a predicted model, not a curated record.
CUGUUUGGCCGCACACACAAGAAAAUCGGCUCGCGUGUGUGUGUGUGUGGAAGGGAGAGGGUGUAUGUGCGUGGUGUGUGUGUGCGUAAACGAGAGUGAACGAAAGAGAGAGACGGAACGAGAAAGAGCGAGUCGGAGAAAAAGAGAGACCACGCGCACGCCACCGUAGUUGUCUGUUCGUCAGUCGUUUUAUGUACACUGCACGCACCGCACACACACAGAGCGUACGGUGAGAGUUCCGAUAAUAUUCGUGCGUGCAUGACAAACAGUCGAGGACUUUGUACGUCUGUAUUAUCGUUGUCCGUCGUCGUCGUAAUAAUAUCUAGGUACAUCAUCGUUGCACUGCAUUAAAAUAAUAUUGUACAGGUCUGAGAGUAUAUAAUAAUAUAUAAGUAAUAUAUAGUGUUUUGAAAGAGAUAAUACCUAUUAUAAAAUAAUAUAUAUAUAUAUAUUAAAACACGAUAAAGCAAAGAAAAAUAGACGUGAUCACCGCCGCUACUGCCAAAAUGCCGCUGUCACUCAAAUCCAUAUGGAAGGGAAACUCUAAACACAAAAAACUUUCGGAAGACAAAUCAUUGGCGAUUGGGCAAAACGCGGAAGACGGAACCGCGAUCGCUGUCGAAGAAGACCAAACAACGUUUGAUGUUAAGUAUCUUGGCAACACUCCUGUAGAUUCUACGGCUGGUGCCAUCGCUGAAGCGGUUAAAACCAUUUUGAUUAUGUCUAAAGCCAGCAAAAGAAAACCACAGAACGUAACGGUUACGUUAAAUGGACAAGGUAUCAAAGUGAUAGAAACCAGCGAUGAAAAGAAGACAGUGCUGGAAACACCGAUAGAAAGGGUGUCUCAUUGUUUUACCGACCCGGCUCACAGCAAUGUAUUCGCCUUCGUCACAGUCAGUGGGCUAACCAUGUCGGAGUGUCACGCUUUCAUGUGCGCCAAACGGAAAAUGGCACAAAACAUGUCCGUCACUAUCGGCCAAUCGAUCAGCUCUGUGCCGGACGUCUGGAAGGAGCUUAACAAACCGAAACCGGAGGCCGACUUGAAAACUCCAGACGUAAUUCCUGCAGACACCGUCCCAGAUGACGUGGCUCAAGAGGUCAGAGAAGCGAAAUUAAUUGACUUAUCGGGAGAACCUCUACCCAGACAGCAAUACGAUACAUCCAGAUGGGUGUUGUUCGAAGAUGAUUCAUCUUCCAAGUUAGAUGUGGAGUUAUUACAUCAAAGACCUGAAGGAUUUGCAAAUUUCUCGAAUCAUUUCAAACAAGACCACCAAAUGUGUUGCUGAAAAUUUCCAAUAUUGUGAUUUUAUAAAUAUAUACUAUAUUACUACUAUAAUAUUUUUACUAAAAAAAUAUACAUAAUAUAUUAUAUAUAUAUACUCGCGGCUGUCUUUUAGCUUCAAUUAACUUUCAAUUUUACUUUAUAAAUCUUAUUAUAUUAUGUUAAUUUUGUUAUAUAUAUUUAUAGUUUACAUGUAAUUUAAUAAAAUAUAUAAUCAUAUUCAGCCAGUG